This is a messenger RNA of Pipistrellus kuhlii (Kuhl's pipistrelle), 1245 nucleotides long. It is a transcript of the gene NOL3, whose product is annotated as nucleolar protein 3. Bases 396 to 1073 code for a protein of 225 amino acids. The transcript has 4 exons. The record is from RefSeq and is a predicted model, not a curated record. Gene Ontology annotation, molecular function: caspase binding; death effector domain binding; cysteine-type endopeptidase inhibitor activity involved in apoptotic process. NCBI's taxonomy places the organism in Eukaryota, Metazoa, Chordata, Mammalia, Chiroptera, Vespertilionidae. Gene Ontology annotation, cellular component: mitochondrion. Gene Ontology annotation, biological process: negative regulation of release of cytochrome c from mitochondria; negative regulation of intrinsic apoptotic signaling pathway; negative regulation of extrinsic apoptotic signaling pathway.
CCCCGCCCGCCCCGCUCUUUCUGCCGUGUCAUCUCCCCGCCAAGGCUCAGCCGUGAGUGGGGCCGCACGGAGCCACUGGGGGAGGGAGAAAAGCUGAGAUCGUGUAAAAUCCGAGCCCCCACGGGCAGUGCUCCCAGGUCUGGGAGGCCCGCCCCUCCGGAGCCUCUAACCCUGGGACCCGGUGGAGGGGAGGGGAGGGGAGUCUGUGGUCGCACCUGCCAAAGGCUUCCUAGCAAAGGAGCCCGCGGAGCCAGGUGGGGAGGGGGGCCGAGACCCCCCCCCCCCCACCUCCAGGCCUUGAACUUGGAGCUUCCUGGUGCCCGGGAAGGAUCUGAUCUGGCCCGUGACCCUUGAAGGACUGCCCUGCCCGCAGCAUAACCUAGGGGACCCCCACGAUGGGCAACUCGCAGGAGAGGCCGUCCGAGACGAUCGACCGCGAGCGGAAGCGCCUGGUGGAGACGCUGCAGGCGGACUCGGGGCUGCUGCUGGACGCGCUGCUGGCGCGGGGCGUGCUCACCGGGCCCGAGUACGAGGCGCUGGACGCGCUGCCCGACGCGGAGCGCAGGGUGCGCCGCCUGCUGCUGCUGGUGCAGGGCAAGGGCGAGGCCGCCUGCCAGGAGCUGCUGCGCUGCGCCCAGCGCACCGUGCGCGCGCCCGACCCCGCCUGGGACUGGCAGCACGUGGGCCCCGGCUACCGGGAUCGCAGCUACGACCCUCCUUGCCCAGGCCACUGGACGCCGGAGGCAGCCGGCUCCCAGACCCCGUGCCCUGGCCUGCCCGGACCUUCCCACAGUGAGGAGGCCGGGGGGCCUGAGGGCUCCGAGGCAGGGCAAUCCGGAACCAUCGAGGAGCCCCAAACAGAGUUAGAAGCUGAGGCCUCCGAAGGGGCUGAAGAACCCGAGUUGGAUUCGCAAACGGAUCCGGAACCAGAGGCAGAAGCAGAACCUGAACUGGAACCAGAAACCGAGCCGGAGCCGGAGCCGGAGCCGGACCAGGAGCCAGAGCCAGAGCCAGAGCCGGAGCCAGAGCCAGAGCCAGAUUAUGAGGCCGAUGAUGCAUCUGAAGAUUCCUGAGGGCCAGGGCUCUGACUGGCCACUCCCCAUCCAAGCCCAAAAGGACCUGGGUUGGAUUACCACCCGGCUCCACCUGGCCCCGAGUGCGCUGGAGUGAACAAACUGUGGAGGGUGGGUCUGGGCUCCGUGAUGGCGGCCCUCGACCCGGGAAUAAAGGUAUGGAUGGACCUGU